This is a messenger RNA of Adelges cooleyi (spruce gall adelgid), 649 nucleotides long. RefSeq lists its product as uncharacterized. The transcript is spliced from 5 exons. The record is from RefSeq and is a predicted model, not a curated record. Bases 97 to 648 code for a protein of 183 amino acids. NCBI's taxonomy places the organism in Eukaryota, Metazoa, Arthropoda, Insecta, Hemiptera, Adelgidae.
CUAACCAACAAAAGGCAACCCGAAUACCACAAACAGUAUUAGUGUGUUUUUAAGUUUCUUUGCGUGAAGUUUAACAAACAUAAAAAAGUAUUUACGAUGAAAAUCAACACGAAUGUUACGCUACUUGCAGUGUUCGGUCUUAUUGUUUCUUUGAACAGUUUGCCCAUGGUACCAAGCGGCGGCGAGACAUCAGGGACAUCAGAGACAUCAAACACCUUGCACCAAUCUAUAAAAAGCUAUAUAAUAAAUGUCUUUCAGAUGUUGACUCACAGAUCGACCAAGAGAAUAUUAGCUCACAGAUCGACCAAGAGAAUAUUAGAAUCGACAGCAUCUCCUGAUUUUUUGGAAAACAAAGAUUUUAUAAACGAUGAUAAUUCUAUAAAAGCCUAUUUGGAAUUUCAACUAGACUCAAAAUUUAUUGGCUGGGUUGCCGAGGCCAGGGACCAAAUUCUUCUUGGAGCAGCAGAAAAACGUUCAAUAAUCCAAGAUGAAAAAGCACGUGAUAUUUUAUUCUAUAAAACAAAAGAAAAAAUAAUGCACAUGCAGGCCAUGAAGGAAUUCAGAACUGUUGAAUAUUAUGCAGAUAACGACAAUACACUAAACGCGAUCAUCACUGAAUUCAUAGAAGAGGUGAAACAUUAUCGAUAAA